Pseudoliparis swirei is the source of this 3842-nucleotide messenger RNA. It is a transcript of the gene uspl1, whose product is annotated as ubiquitin specific peptidase like 1. The record is from RefSeq and is a predicted model, not a curated record. Gene Ontology annotation, molecular function: SUMO binding. Lineage: Eukaryota; Metazoa; Chordata; Actinopteri; Perciformes; Liparidae. Gene Ontology annotation, cellular component: Cajal body. The transcript is spliced from 9 exons. Bases 164 to 3565 code for a protein of 1133 amino acids. Gene Ontology annotation, biological process: Cajal body organization; protein desumoylation.
CUUGCACGAACUAGCAAAAGGGUGCACAUGGACUUACUAUGCAGGCAGGGAUUGAAACAUAAAUGCACUUAUGUAUGGAUGGAUUUCGCCGAUCAGCAUCAUCAUAGAAAAUAUACUUUAAAUUUGCUAUCGCUCCUCCGGAGGUGAGCCGGGUUGCAGUGACAUGGUAAUAUUUGUUGAAUGGUACUGGAAUCCCGUGGACCAGAGGAGCAACGGUGGUUUGCCAAUGACUGACGAAGACACUGGUUUGGGGGCUUUGGCCGCGCCACUGGUGGGGUAUUUGGGAAAAGUUCAGGAAAGAGCUGCUUCGCUGGAGUAUUGUCCCUGGUGUACUGCAAAAGGCUUGACAUGUGCUCUGCGCUGUUAUCGCAUCAACCUCCAGGAGUCAGUCACCCUCUGCACAAAUCCACAGUGUCUUUUCCCUCUGGUCAGCCGGUCCUUGGAGGAUGUUUUGGCGAGCUUGGAUCCUGUGGAGCCCACUGUUGGGAACAAAAGAAAGAAUCCCUUGGCACUGGAAAAGGAAGAGUCGAUUAGACCCGGACACAAACGCUUGCGAUCGAGUGACAGUCUCGGGCCACAGAGUAUUCCCGAUGCACUCAUCAGCCCAGCGGAGGAUGGUGCCGUAAACAUCGUCAAUAAUGGCCAUCAUGCAGCACCCAAGACCGAAGAGGGGAAGGUGAACGGAUGCCGGGAUUCUCCACUUGCAGAGACGGCAGGAUGGGAGUCACUACAAUACGGGGAUGAUGUUCUGGUCCAGGAACCAGGGAUUGCUGCUUGUGCAGACGGCUUGGCUCCCCCUACAUGCUUGACACCCGCGGGACACCUGCAGUGCUCGUCCGAAGCCUUGCUGACCGCCGAUGAAGAUUCGCUCGCUCGUCCUCACCUCGGUGCUCCCGGCGCCUCGGAGGAUGACUUCAGGCAAGUGAUGAGCGGUUGCUGCGGCCUGGACUCCAAUCAGUCCUUUCCCACCACCGAGGGCAUUUAUUCAAUCGAAAUCAAUACUCCAUCGCCGCAGCGCCGCGAGCCGACGGCAAGGACAGAACCGAAGUCACUGACUGCCGACGUCACCGCACCUAAGGACGUAGGAAGCACCGAGUCAGAAACGGAUGGGUUGUCCUCUGCCGCGCCGACGAAGUCAGAGGAGCUGGUAUCUGUUCACAAUCCACCUUUUUGGAGGAACAGCGACAACCUGUGUUGGCUGGACUCGCUUCUUGUUGCUUUGGUAAACUGUCAGAGCUUGAGGAAGUGUACAGCUAAAGAUGAGCCCCAGCAGUCGUCUGUCUGGCAGCUGAUGAGAGGAUACGAAGACGUCUGUGCCUCCAUCCAAGUCCAUCAGCGGACUGGCAGAGAUGGCGCCGUUGGCGUGCCAACUCAUGUGCUGCAAACGGCGGAUGCAGACCUCCUCCGUCUCAGGAUGUCAGUCUUCAAACUCCUGAUGCCCAAGCUGCAUUGCAAAUUAGGUCGGAGGGAGACUCCCGUGUUUGCCAUGCCGCUCCUGCUGGAGUCGGACUCGUGGGCGGAGCCUCUCUUCCAGUCAACCUUCCACUGGGAGUUCAAGUGCAGUGGAUGCAAAACCACCACGAGAGAAAGGCACAUGAAAACUCUCCCCACCUUCACAAACGUUUUGCCUGAUUGGAGCCCCCUCAACGCAGUCCACUUGGCCCCGUGCAACGUGUGCGGCCGGAAGAAACAGAGGAGGACGAUGAUUCUGGAGAGCGUGCCUCCGGUGUUUGCGCUGCACUUCGUCGAGGGGCUUCCUGACAACGACGUCGCAGCGUACGCCUUCGCCUUCAAGGAGAAACGCUACUCGGUCACCACUGUCCUCCAGUACGACCUUCAACUCAAGCACUUUGUCACCUGGAUCCGUAACGCCGACGGAUCGUGGCUGGAAUACGACGACCUGGAACAUCCGGAGUGCAGGACUCAUCCGAAGCUCUCGGUUCCUGCUCAGGAGAUGCACGUCAUCUUCUGGGAGGAGAAGGAGGACAAAGAGCCUCGUGUCUGUUCUCCCUCGAGCACCUUCGCUGAAUCUCCGCCGUCUAAACACGCGAUGAACCCCAGUCACGGGCGCUCGGACUUACCAGCCGACGCACUGUUUUCGUGCAGCCCCGAUCAGUCUUUCCUGGGGUCGCACGACGUCACCGACAUCGUCCGCGCGCUCUCUGCGUCCGAAGACGGCAGCGACGCGGCGGCGGUCGCGUCCGACGUCGACACGUCGAUCGGUUCCACGACCCUGCUCGACACCUUCGAGGGCCUUUCCCAAGACGACAUCAUCACACUCACACUGGUGGAGUUGAAGCUCGAUUCGGAAAUGCAGCCUUUAAACGACGAGGGCGAAGAAGCUCGGGAGUCGGGUGUUCCCAGCGCGGUUGGAAUACUCGACUCCUCCCCGGAUAGCUCCUCCGCCGUAAUCGGCAGCGAAGCGGCCCGCGACGCCGACGUCGAGCUCCCCGCCGCCACUUCGUGCGAUUCCCCGGAUGGCUCGUCCAGCGGUGCUACGCUUGUACCCCGAGGUCGGGGAGGACGGGGUAAACGAGUCGGCACAGGCAGACCCGUCGGCAGACCCGUCGGCAGACCCGUCGGCAGACCCGUCGGCAGACAAGCGGUUAAAAAGGCGGCGGAUGCCUCGCCUCUUUCCCCUGGUCAGAAAGAACCGCCUCAGAGCGCCCGCUGGUCCUUCCUGCUCAGCAAACACCCGUUGAACCAACUUCCCAAGCCGACUCCUAAAUUGGACGCCGUCCCCGAGCGCAGCUCAGUCGCCCAACCGAAGCCCACUCCUCUCCCUCAGUCUACGGCCGACCCCGUGAGAAGAGCGCAGAACCCCGGUGGGUUCUUCCCCAAACCUCAACUCAAGUUGGACGACGGCGUCGGCCUCCCGCUCAAAGCGGCGGAAAUGUACGGUGGAUUCGGCGCCAAGGGCUCAAUCCCCCCCCGAAGUGCUCUCCCGUGUCCGCCGGCCGUUCUCAACGGCAAGUCGGCGGCGUUUCAACCCGGACCGUCGAAGCGGCAGACGUCCCUGAGGACCACUGCCGGGGCGUCCGCUGCAUUGCCUGCGUCGCCCGGAGCGAAGCGGCUCCCUGAAAUACCCCACCCGAAGAAACCGAGCAGCCAGUCCUCUCCGCUUCCUCCCGGCCUCAGCGACACCGACGCCCUCCGGUACAAGCUGAUAAAGAAGCUGAAGGCGAAGAAAAAGAAGCUGGCGAAGCUGAACGAAAUGUUGGGCCACCAGGGCGCGGCCGGCCACCGGCGCCCCGACCUGGGCUCCCCGCACACGGUCACGUCCAGCACCUACGACGGCUCCAUCUGCGACGACUUCCUGUCGGACCUGCUGUCGCCGGCGACGACCGCGAGCAACCUCUCGCCGGACAGCACCGGCUUCCUCGAGAUGCUCGCCAACGGGCCGGAGAGAGCCGAGCAGGCGGAGCGCGGGGUCAACGCGGCCGGCGGCCAGACAGACGCAGCCAACACUGAGAACUUCCUGGAGGAGUUCCUCUCGCAGGCCGUGGCUCAGGGGCCGAGCGACAUGGAGACCGAGGCCCUUAAUGCACUGGAGCUUUUCGUUUAAAGGAGUGACAUCUCUUUGGUUGCUAUUCCAUUUAAAGGGUUAAUAAAGUUUAUAUGCAUGUCAAGUGGUGGAGUUGGUUGAACCAUAGAUGACAUUUGUAUAGCAUAAUGUUCUCUGGCACAUUGUAAAUAUCGUUUAUCGGGUUGUAUGAAGCACACGUGUUUACAGCAAAAGCUGUUUGUUUGUUUGUUUGUUUUUGUUCGUGUCAAUUUACUUGAAGAUUUUCAUGAAAUUUGAUUUAUUUUUUACGCGUCAUUAAAUAAACAUUUUAGAUGAC